Messenger RNA from Wyeomyia smithii (pitcher-plant mosquito), 1637 nucleotides. It is a transcript of the gene BHD, whose product is annotated as folliculin. The record is from RefSeq and is a predicted model, not a curated record. Bases 119 to 1567 code for a protein of 482 amino acids. Gene Ontology annotation, biological process: positive regulation of transforming growth factor beta receptor signaling pathway; positive regulation of TORC1 signaling; negative regulation of transcription by RNA polymerase II. Gene Ontology annotation, molecular function: GTPase activator activity. NCBI's taxonomy places the organism in Eukaryota, Metazoa, Arthropoda, Insecta, Diptera, Culicidae. Gene Ontology annotation, cellular component: cytosol. The transcript has 4 exons.
GUAACAACCAUCAUCUGCGUUUCAAAAUAGUUGCUUGAUAUUUUUUAUUUUCCUAUAUUUUCGGUUUUAAAAUUGAACAGUAUUAGGUGGCUCUUAAAUAAUAUAAGAUGUGUAAAAUAUGAAUGCAAUAAUUGCCUUGUGCCACUUCUGUGAGGCCCACGGCCCCGGUCCUUUAUUUUGCACCCAAACCCUUCGCGAGACCAACAUACACCAGUUGGACAUUCACUUCGACAGCGAGCGGAAAGGUUGCCCGGCAUGCAACUCGAUCGGGAACACGACCGGACUGGUCAGUACCGAUCCGGACAGUAAUGCGCACUUUGUCAGUAGCCAGGUGCCGGUGAUUCCGGAAACAAUUGAACUGGUAAAAAAGGCGGCUUUCCGUAGCAUCAGCAGUGAGGUAAGCUCGGCGUCGGCAACUACGUCUACAGGCUCUGCAACCACCAGCAACAGUGACGGGUGUGGGUUGGUGUUUUUCGGCGACGCUCAUCGAGGCCACGUGCUUAGUUGCUCGUUUCAGCUUGCCGAUUCCGAGUCGCGUGGGUUUAGUAAGCUGUUUUCGAUUGUGAUUUUGAUGAAGGAUAAAAUGUUUCUGCUAAACAUUCAACCUUUUCUUGCCGAUUGCCUGACCAAGAUAGCAAAAGAACUGCAGGACUAUGCGAGGACGGUUUAUGAUGACAAUUUAAAAGCACAAGGCUCGCAAAGAGCGCAGCGAAUAACGCAGGGUUACGUUAACAAUUCUUCGACCACUCGCUCCUUGGUGGAUUUGACUAAAAAGGAAGCAAUUUUUGCCUAUUUACACGCACAUUUCUCGUAUGUGCUGUGGGCCGGGGCAAGAUAUUUAACGGAGAGCAUAGCUUUGGGCAGCCCAUCGGUGCCACCUUGGCUAGGACGAGACACCGAGGAAGGUUUCACCAUGGUGCAAACCGACAAGGAAGGAUAUCUAAUGCGACGGAUGGGGUUGGCUAAAUCAGAAGAGCUCGAUCGUUUGGAUGAGCGGGACAUGGCCAAGUACUCGCUUCGCAUGUUUCGACAAGCACUGAAGGGUGAUUUCGAGGCGGUAUGCUUUUGUGUUCUGACGGGAAUUCAAAUUGUAAUCCGAGCGCCACCCGUUAAGGGAAGGUGUCUAGUAAGAAACCUGAAAAAACUUUUGCCGGAACCGUUACAUAAAUUGGCACGAUCCCAUGCCGAAUCCUACAAAUCCGCCAAUGAGUGUCGCAUUAUCAACCUUAGCCAGGAUGCCGUAGCUCCGAAUCCGUCGGCUGGAAUAAUGCGAAUCGAUCUGGUUGAUGAUAAAGCCCGAGACACGGUCGCUGUUUGUGUCUGGGAGGGCGAACUACCAUUGAGAUCACCGAAGUUGCUACAAAAAAUCAUGAAAGCUGUCGACGAAGAACUUUUCACUGAUCUGGUAUUGGACAAGCACAUGCGGGCGUUGAUCGAAGAAUGGAAAAACAAAGUGGUUUGCAUCCGGAAGAUGAGCUCCAAUCAGGACGUAUCCAAAAUCAAAAAGAUAAUGGACAUCCAACAGCAGGACCAAGUACUCAUCACCUACUGGUACAGCCACUUAUGACACAACACUCUGAUGUUCGUGGAAUUUUGUUGUAUUAUUAUUUCACUUAAUUACACAAAUAAUAAAAGGA